CCCGGUGUCCGGGUAAGAUGGCGUCGGAGGAGCAGUGCUCGGCGCCGCCACCGCGAUGGCAGUCGGUCUCCUUAACCCACGUAGAGUAUCCGGCCGGUGAUCUGACUGGACAGAUGCUGGCCUACACCAGUCUGCUGCCCAUGGCGAUCCUGGUCGGCUUCGUCACGCUCAUCAUCUUUAAGAGGGAGCUGCACACGAUCUCAUUCUUUGGUGGUUUGGUGAUGAAUGAAGGGCUAAACUGGCUACUGAAGCACAUCCUGCAGGAGCCCCGCCCAUGUGGGGGAGGCCACAGCACUGUAACAACAGAGUACGGCAUGCCUUCCAGCCACUCGCAGUUCAUCUGGUUCUUCGUUGUUUACUUUUUCCUUUUUCUUUAUUUAAGAAUGCAUCAGACAAACAAUGCUAGGUGCGUGGAGUUGUUAUGGAGACAUGUGCUCUCAAUCAUCCUACUGGGUGUGGCUUUGGCUGUAUCGUACAGCAGAGUUUACCUUCUGUACCACACCUGGAGUCAGGUGAUCUAUGGGGGCGUGGCUGGAACGGUGGUAGGGGUGGUGUGGUUUUUCAUCACGCAGGAGUUGUUGACACCCAUCUUCCCCAAAAUAGCAGCCUGGCCCAUAGCAGAGUUUUUCCUGGUGAGGGAUACAAGUCUCAUUCCUAAUAUUUUAUGGUUUGAGUACACGGUCACCAGAUCAGAAGCCAGAAACAGACAACGAAAGCUGGGAACAAAGCUUCAGUGAUCUUCUCUCCACUGGUUCAAACUGACAAAAAGGAACACACAGAUUCUCUCACAAGCACACACACACACACAUGUGCACACACAUUCCCACACACACACACACACACACACACGUGCACACACAUUCCCACACACACACACACACACAGACGCUCCUACAUCCUCGUACACACUGGAGAUUUAUCGUCUGGACUGUUCUGGUCGAGAUUCGAGGGCAGGACCAUUUUCAGGUGGACCAAAAGGGGGAGAGGUCAGCCACGACUGUUAAUAUCCAAGUGACCAGAGUGUGUGGCGGACCGCAUCUCUCCUCUCCACCCCCCAACCACCCCCCCAACACCACACCUCCCUUCCCACCAAGACCGGCCCUGUGUUUCUAAUGCAUGCUGACCGUGCAAGAGGCAAAGCUAUUUAAUGAGAAAUGUAAUAUAUAUUUUAACCAUUAACGCACGCGGGCGAAAUCAAAAUACCCUGAACUGAACUGUGUCCGGCGUAAAGGAGAGAGAGAGAGAGAGAGCGCGUGUGAGAGAGAGAGUGAGAGAGAGAGAGAGAGAGUGAAUGAGGAUUUCUUUAGUGUGUAACCUUUUGGCAGGCAUUGCUACAGCAUGACAUAGUGGACCCUUUUUUUUUUUAAUAACUGUGUAAGGGGUUAAAUGUUUUCGGAUUUGGAUUAGGGUUUUGGGGUUUAUAGCAGAAGGGAAGAAUAGAUGUUUCGGGUGGGUGUUGUAUUUGUUUUGCCUGUUUUGUUCGUUUUUUGUUUGUUUUUUUUCCCCCUCCAUUCUUAUAUUUCAGUAAAGAGAAGAGUUUCUGUACUCUGGUAACAUGUAAUAUCAAGUAAGAUAAUUUGCACUUUGUGAAUUUGAAAGAGAAAAAAAAACUUUUCUUUUUUUUCCCCUUUUUUUUUAUUAACACUAGUUACCAUCAGAGAAAAUGAACAUCUUUCAUUCUC
Colossoma macropomum (tambaqui) is the source of this 1682-nucleotide messenger RNA. It is a transcript of the gene dolpp1, whose product is annotated as dolichyldiphosphatase 1. The record is from RefSeq and is a predicted model, not a curated record. Gene Ontology annotation, molecular function: dolichyldiphosphatase activity. NCBI's taxonomy places the organism in Eukaryota, Metazoa, Chordata, Actinopteri, Characiformes, Serrasalmidae. Gene Ontology annotation, cellular component: intracellular membrane-bounded organelle; endoplasmic reticulum membrane. Gene Ontology annotation, biological process: protein N-linked glycosylation; lipid biosynthetic process.